AUGGCGCAGCAACCGAUCAUGGGCCAGGGCGGGUACGCCCCCCCCGGCCAAAGCGCGCAACAGCAGCCGAUGACGGCGACGCGCCCCCCCGCGAAGCAAGGGAUGAUGAGCAAGGUCGCGACCGCCGCGGGCGGGGCGGCCGCGAAAGCCCUCGCGGGCACGCCCGCGGGACAGGUGGUGACCGCGGUGAUGCAGGAGAUCGCGCCGCCGCCGCCGCCGCCGACGUGCUGGUGCGGCUGCAAGGACGACCCGGAGAUGGACCCGUGCUGCAGGACGUGCGCGAAGAUCGCCGUCUUCCCCGCGGCGCUGCUCGCGUACAUUCCCGGCGCGAUGUGUUGGAGCGCGCUGCAGGCGUACUACUGCUGCUUCUCGUGCUGCCUCAUGCAGCACGUCACCGCGAUCGCCCGCGGCGGCGUCGCGCAGCAACGGGACACGUUCUCGUGCUGGGCGUGCCAGGCGAAGUGGUGGUACAAGUGCAACAAGUGCAACGGGAAGUGCUGGUUGUGCUCGUUGCCGGCUUCGAAACGCGUCCUUCGCGGGCACGUCGUCGAGGCGCCGUGCCAAGUCUGCCUGUGGGGGUCGACGCGAUGA
Messenger RNA from Micromonas pusilla CCMP1545, 591 nucleotides. RefSeq lists its product as uncharacterized. The transcript has a single exon. Bases 1 to 591 code for a protein of 196 amino acids. NCBI's taxonomy places the organism in Eukaryota, Viridiplantae, Chlorophyta, Mamiellophyceae, Mamiellales, Mamiellaceae. The record is from RefSeq and is a predicted model, not a curated record.